UGUGGCAAAUGUGGAGUGGAAGUUGUUCGCUGUGCCAAUAAUCUAUUGCCCCAAAAGAUAAAUCGCCCUCCUAGUUUGACCGAACAUCAAACAGUUGCAAGUAGAACGUAUCCGGUGCAGUGAAAGUAACAUUUACCGACGGUGCAUUUAUACUUGAAGAGCUACGCGUGGUGAUACUGCAGUCUCGAAUUUCCUAAUCACCACGUGUUUUUGCGCAAUUCUCAAGAAGUUUUUAGCAAACCAGAAACAAGGAACCGAAACCGAACCGGAGUAAACUAAUCCCACCGCGGGCUAAGCAAUGGAGAACGGAACUUCCAACAAUCUGCAGGAUGGACUUUCGUGCGAGGAGCUGUUCAAGACGAGCGAUGGACUGACGUACAAUGACUUCAUCAUCCUGCCCGGUUUCAUCGAUUUUAUUGCCGAAGAAGUGGAUCUAUCAUCGCCGUUGACGAAGAAAAUCAUGCUGAAGGCACCACUUGUAUCCUCUCCCAUGGACACGGUUACCGAAGCCGAAAUGGCAAUCUCGAUGGCGCUGUGUGGCGGUAUCGGCAUUAUCCAUCACAAUUGCACUCCCGAGUACCAGGCGAACGAGGUUCAUAAGGUGAAAAAGUACAAGCAUGGCUUCAUCCGUGACCCACUCGUGAUGGGUCCGGAAAAUACGGUGGCCGACGUGCUGGAGGCCAAACGCAAGAAUGGCUUCACCGGGUAUCCGAUCACGGAGAAUGGCAAAAUCGGUACACGACUGGUCGGUAUCGUUACGUCACGCGAUAUCGACUUCCGCGAGCACGACGUGGACAUCAAGCUGAAGGACAUUAUGACGAAGCUGGAUGACCUGAUAACGGCACCGAACGGUGUAACGCUGCAGGAAGCGAACAGCAUUAUGGAGAAAAGCAAAAAGGGCAAGCUACCGAUCGUGAAUAAGACCGGUGAGCUGGUAGCGUUGAUCGCUCGGACCGAUCUGAAAAAGGGACGUACCUAUCCAAACGCACUGAAGGACAGCAAUAAACAAUUGCUUGUGGGCGCAGCCAUCGGUACGCGCGAAGAAGACAAAGCCCGACUGGAGCUGCUGUACCAAAAUGGUGUGGACGUGAUCGUGUUGGAUUCGUCCCAGGGCAACUCGCUCUAUCAGAUCAAUAUGAUCAAGUUCAUCAAGGAGAAGUAUCCUUCGCUGCAGGUAAUUGCUGGCAACGUUGUGACGCGCCAGCAGGCGUACAAUCUCAUUACGGCCGGUUGCGAUGCAUUGCGCGUGGGCAUGGGUUCCGGUUCGAUCUGUAUCACGCAGGAAGUGAUGGCGUGCGGUUGCCCUCAGGCAACGGCCGUCUAUCAGGUGUGCAACCUUGCCCGCCAGUACGGUGUGCCGGUGAUAGCGGACGGUGGCAUACAGUCGAUCGGACACAUCGUGAAAGCCCUGUCGCUGGGUGCAUCGGCCGUGAUGAUGGGAUCGCUGCUGGCCGGCACUUCGGAGGCACCCGGCGAGUACUACUUCAGCGAUGGCGUACGUCUGAAGAAGUACCGCGGCAUGGGCAGCCUGGAAGCGAUGGAACGCAAGGAUGGUAAGGGUGCGGCCAGUUCCCGCUACUAUCACACGGAAAUAGAAAAGAUGCGUGUGGCGCAGGGUGUUAGUGGCAGCAUUGUCGAUAAGGGCUCUAUUCUGCGCUUUGUGCCGUACCUGUUGUGCGGUCUUCAGCACAGCUGCCAAGACAUUGGUGCCCGUUCCAUCACAAACCUAAGAAAAAUGAUCUACAACGGUGAGCUGCGUUUCAUGAAGCGUACCCACUCGGCCCAGCUGGAGGGCAACGUGCACGGUCUGUUCUCUUACGAGAAACGUCUGUUCUGAGAUCAACCCAACGCCCAGGAACAUCCGUGAGGGUCCCCGAGUCCCUUCCUAUCGUCCUAUCCAGUUUAAUAGAAUGCCGAAAAUAGCGGCAUUCGGUGGUUUCGAAACCCGACGAUACUUAACUAAGAAACACACGGAGCUUAAAUCUGCAGCUGAUGUCUCAGAUUGAUGCUCUGCCACUGUAAGCAUGAUUUGUAGAUCGUAAACUUAUAAAGUAAGAAUGAGGCAGACAAAAAUACGCAACAACAGGGCAACCAGAGAAAUGACCUCUUGCGUUCAACGCGUGCUAAAAUUCCUUUACCAAUAAUUUAAACGCCCUUGCGCAGAAGCACUAUUAUUUCCAUUGAUCAUUUAUUUGUAAGCAACCAAAACCUGCGCGUAAUAUGAAAACAAUCAAUCAAUAGGUGGGUGUGCCACCGGGGAAUUAUUUUAAGUUCCUUUAGUUUUGUGACAUUUAGUUCCGUUUCUGGUACUGCCACUGGCACCGCAAAGUAAAUGCUCGCCUUUUUCUCCAUGUUGGAGAAAGCACCUAAUGUAAACAAGCUGUGUUUAGUGAUGAUAGUUGCAAUUGAAUGAACAUCUAUUUCAAACGUACCGUCAUCAUGCUGUGUGCAGAAAAAACUUGAUGUAAAUUGAGCAACAACAACGAACGAUCGUGUUUCGCUGUAGAAAUGGUCCUUUUGCCUUCAGAAUGUGUAAAACACUUGUAGUCAGUUCGUACCGAGGGCUGUUUAGUUGGAAGAAAAAAAAAACUGUCACUAUGGAUCAAAAUAUGAUUAGUAUAAACGACACCAUUUGCAUUACACGUAACCUCUAUCCAAUGAAGGUACCUCCGUUAUCGAAAGACCGAAUACGCAUCAAUUGUACUGAUCACUCAAACACAGCAAAUCAACUUCUCAGAGCGUAUUUCGCGGAUAUUGCAACACCUUCACUAACAAAUUGAAACGGUAGAUUUUCUAAAAGCCUUUCGGUCGUCUAAAAACUAUGAAAUUAGGUGACCGUAUUCCUUUCGACCACGCUUGUAUAUGUUGCGUAUCCCAAGUGAGAAUUUAGGAAGAUUGUUAAAUGUCCAAAACAAUGGUGUUGUACGGUAAUAGUGCGAAAUACUUAAUGAGCUUUUGGGAGGUAAAAAACUGAGUGUCUAAUGUUAGUUCGGUACAAUCGGCAUUUGGAAUAUGUAAAAUAAAUAAACGUUAGAGAGCGGAAGCUACGAAUCAAAUGCUCUUCUGGGUAUUAA
Messenger RNA from Anopheles moucheti, 3074 nucleotides. It is a transcript of the gene ras, whose product is annotated as inosine-5'-monophosphate dehydrogenase. The transcript is spliced from 4 exons. The record is from RefSeq and is a predicted model, not a curated record. Gene Ontology annotation, cellular component: cytoplasm. NCBI's taxonomy places the organism in Eukaryota, Metazoa, Arthropoda, Insecta, Diptera, Culicidae. Gene Ontology annotation, molecular function: IMP dehydrogenase activity. Gene Ontology annotation, biological process: GTP biosynthetic process. Bases 299 to 1837 code for a protein of 512 amino acids.